CCCAUAAUAAAAACAUCUCAUAUCCCAAUUACUAGCAUUUUCAUCCAACCCCUCUUCGCCCCCUCUCUCUAUUGUCUUCUUCAAUUCCUCCCUCCAUAGAAAUGGCCCAACUCAAUUUCUGACAAAAACAAACCCUAAUCAAGAAGAUCACAGAAAAAUGCAGCCAUGGCCAUGACUUGUUAUCCGAUCCCAUUAAUUCCUCCUAAUUCCAUUGCCUUUGUAUUUAAUUUCUUGGCCCUCUUCUUACUCCUCACUUCUGCACACUCAUUCAUUCAUAAAGGGCCUACAAACGCCAUUAGGGAAGGAGCGGUGGCAGCCGAGAAAACGCGGCUCGGCUCGACGCCGCCGAGCUGUCAUAACAAGUGCAAUGAGUGCGAUCCAUGCAUGGCUGUGCAAGUCCCGACGCUGCCCGGCCGCGACGGAGUUCGGCGGAGCUCCGCCGGGCCGGAAAAGACGAUGGCGGAUUUGGAGUCCUCCGCCACCCAAUGGGCGGCGGCCGGAAACAGGUACUCCAACUACAAGCCUCUUGGGUGGAAAUGCAGAUGCGGAAGCCGUUUCUAUAAUCCCUGAUUUUAAAAUUCAUGAUUUAAUCUAAUUUAAUAUUUUUUUAAUAAUUAUUAUGAUAUAUAUAUAUAUAGAUGAUAAAUAAAUAAAUGAUUGGAGGGCCCCUGAGACGACACAGAACAUAUUAUUAAAUGCGAAAUUGUAGAGAUUGUACAGAUGUGUGUUAAUAUAAUAAAUUGUAGUUAUUAUUAUUAUUAAUUGUUGUUGCCAAUAAUUAAAUUAAAAUAUACUUAUCAAUUAAUAAUUCAUAAAUUAUGAUGGGUAUGAGCAUUUGGUU
Messenger RNA from Andrographis paniculata, 841 nucleotides. RefSeq names its product EPIDERMAL PATTERNING FACTOR-like protein 1. Gene Ontology annotation, biological process: stomatal complex development; guard cell differentiation. The record is from RefSeq and is a predicted model, not a curated record. The coding region runs from base 166 to 570 and encodes 134 amino acids. Lineage: Eukaryota; Viridiplantae; Streptophyta; Magnoliopsida; Lamiales; Acanthaceae. The transcript has 2 exons.